AUGGCGCCGCCAACCCUACCCAGUUCUCUCAGUCCCCACGUAUGCAUCUUGGCAUCCCCUGAUGUCCAAGACGUCCUGGAGAGGGCUAGUCUGCCACCGCUACCGGACAUCCUGCAGUGUUUCUCCCCGCUCCCGCAGAUCACCACCAGAACCACGUCAUUAACGUCGGUUCCGCAUGCGUCCUUUGCUUUGCGCUUCUCGGACGUCGUAGAGAUAGAAGACGCCGUCCACGAGGAUGAAGAGCAGCGCGCCGGGAGGAUGAUGGAUUGGAUGGGCUCGCGCAUCUCCCAACGGUGUCAAAAGUGGGUGGAUAUGCUCGAGUCACCCACGGGUCAAGAUGGCGGCAAGAUGUGGAGAGACCGGACACCAUGGUGGGAGGAGGUGAAGAGAUGCGUGGAAGGGGACCAUGUCCCGAGCAGCGCUGAGGGGUGGAAUCAUCCUGUGUCGCUGAUACUGACCGUGACUACUACCGCGGCGAACCCACUACAGGCCCUCCAGGAACUCGCCUCGCGCGCAUUCGACUUUCCCCCAUGGGUAGACCUCACCUCCAUGCGCUAUUUCCUCAUCAUCCACCCUUCCAACUCCCCUCUUGCGGACCCUAUAGCUGAGGCGUUGUUUAAUGCCGUCAAGAAACAAUACGGCCUACACAGUUUCCUACUCCCUCUCCAUCUCCCCACAGAUCCUUUGCCUGCCCCCGUACCCGUACCCGCCCUACCGCCACGACUCCCCACGAUUAUCCCGCUACACUCACCUCCCCGUACCCCACAACCAUCUCGCCCUAAUAACAACCCUCCACCGUCGCCAACUGUUUAUACAGGAAGCACCCUGCGCUUGACGCAAGAUGACAUUCAGCAGCUCGGUCGCUUCGUGCGCGAGUUUGUGACUAUGAGCCUUAUACCCUGGAUGGAGAAAUGUGUAGUAGAGUGGAACGAGAACUAUUCCUCGUCACGACGCCUACCGUCCCGUCUGUUCUCGUCAACACGCCGGCUGUUUGGGGCUUCUUCUGCUGCGUCUUCACCGGCGACACCUACACACGGCUCUAGCCCGUCGGUCUCCUCUGUGUCCAACAGAUUCACCCACGGCCCAAAUAGCUCCGUCAGCUCCAUCACUUCCGUCACGUCGAUAUCAACGAUGGGCGGAGGUAACGUUAACCAGCAGCGACGGCUUGCUGAAUUUGCGACUAUCCUAGGAGACUACAAGUUGGCCAUCUCUGUGUGGGAGACGCUGAGGAAAGAGGGUAGAGGUGGUUCCGACAUUCUGCCAUUACUCUCUGCUCCAUCCCCCGCGCUGUCCCUACAUGCCGAACACUCGCUUACAACGCUCAGAGGUCCACAACCCCGGGUAGGUUCAGGCUUCGAAGCCCCCGCUCAUGCGCAAUACCGGGCGCUCGCAUAUGCUGUACGAUGGGAGACGGGUAUUGACCGCCAGGAGUUCCUGAAUUCCACCCUAGAGGGCGAGCGAUGGCUUGUCAGGGCUGCUUACAGCGCAGAAGAGCCUCCGACUGCGAUCCUCUUCGCCCACGCUGCGUUCCUCAGCGAGCUCAAGGGCUUGCGGCGGAAAGCUGCGUUCUGGUACCUUAUCGCGGCGGAGAAGCUCGAGAAGACCGGGAUUAAACCGCUUGCGAUGUUCUUCUUCCGCAAAGCCCAGAGUUUAUACCGAGAUCGACCUCCGAAAGAGUUAUCGCCGGCGUUCUGGGAAAGCGAGGACCGCAGUCCCACCCAGUGGGAGGGUUUCACGGCUGUGCUCCCCGCCAUCGAACACGAGCUAGGAAGGCUGCUAUACACUACCGGAGACACCGCCAGUGCCAUCAAAUACUUCUUGGGACUCCUGAAGCCGUUCACACCUCAAGGGUCGCAGCUAUACCCAACGCAUGGCGCCAACGGAGCAGGGUCCCCGCUUCUCCCGCAGCCUAGUAGAGACAAGGUCUAUCUCGAGGACUUCCGAGUAGCGUUCCGGCACUUCAAAACCACAGAAGGCGACGCAUGGAAGACUCUGGGACUGCAGCUUCCUAUAACUUUUUGCCAGGCGAAACACACGCGGGUAAGGUUUCCUGGGGACGCAGUAGAGGGCGAUUCUGCCGCGUGGGAGGUGCUCGAACAGGAUUGGGCGGCAUUCUGGACACCGCGUGGCAAGGAGAAGCUGGGGAAGAGCGGACAGGCUGCGGUAAAUGAGACUUUCUGGGUGGAUAUCGCACUGCGGAAUCCUCUGGAUGUCGAGGUCACGCUUUCGGCGUUGACCGUGUCCAUACGGGAGGCGUCUGCGAAGGGUGCUGACAACAACCCAGACUUCGUGGAAGUGGAGGUCGUCGAUGACAUCGUUCUCGGUGCCAAAGAUACACGCAUGAUACCCGUGGCAAUAAAAUGCACGCGCCCUGCAGCACUUGUCGUUACACAGGCUGUGUACGAGUUCUUCUCGCUCCUGCCGGCCGUGGAAUCACUCGCUGUCCGCGGUCGCCGGCUCAAUGAUACCCCUGCCCAGAGGCAAGACAAGUCGUACGCCCCCGAUGUGUUGAUACGGAUCGAUGUGGAAGAGGCGGGACAACGCCUGCACGCGCAUUUCGUCGAUGACCGACACCUCAACCUCGCCCAAGGAGAGUAUAAGCAUCAACAUGUUUGGCUAACCAACUCGGGAACGCGCUCCAUCAAGGAACUUUGGGUAGUCACUAAUCAAGAGGAUGAGUUAUGGUUCAAUGCUGGCAGCAGCGACUCGACAGAAGCGUCAUCGUCCUCACCGCCCAAGACUGAGGUAUUGCGGUCGAAGAACACCCUCGCUCCACGGGAACCGUAUCGGGUGCCGUUGGAUGCUAUUCAUUCGGCGCCUCAGCUCGAACCAGGGGAAGAAGUGCAGUUGCCCUUUAUUCUUCAUGCUGCACAUCAUGGCGAGAAGGACCUCAGCCUGCUCUUUGUGUUCCGCGAGGCCGACGAUGUCGAGUUUCACUCUACCCGUGUGACGCGCAGAUACGAGGUCAAGCCCAUCCUGAAGGUCACCACUUCCGCUCGUCCAAGCCCGUCCGCGGACUCGACCUACAUUGUCACUGUGGAGAUCGAAAAUGUCACCGGAUCAAGCAACAUCGAGCUCAAGCAACUGUCUGCCAUGAGUGCCACCUGGGACUGUUCGCCGAUGUUGUCGUCUUCGACCGGCCUGCUCUGUCCGCCUCAUCAAGUAGCAACCUUCUCAUUAGGUGCACGGCCAUGGACUUCCGGAGCAGGCGUAUCAGAAACGAGGGAUUUCGUGGCCAACAAGAUUCGGGCUGUCCUGCAAGAGACUCCAAUCGACCCUUCAGAGCCGCCUUCCCUCGACCUGACUUGCACACAUAUCGCUUCUGACACAGACAUUGUAUCUCUGCACAAUCCUGCCACCCAGCACUUCAUCCACUGCGGCCGACGGGCCAUGACCGCACAAGCAACUGCCGCCUCCCACCCAGACAUUCCCGCGCGGCUGCACCAGGCCAUCUUCCCCCUAUACAACCCGUCCACGGUCGACAUCGUGCUCUUCUGGGAGCUCCCCGCUCAGAAGCGCGCGGGCCACAUCCUGCUGCAGGGUCCGACGCUCGGUGCGGGACAUGCGGCGCUGCGAGAGAUCGUGCAAGCGGCAAAAGUCAUGAAGGUGAAACGCUCGAUGUACGCGGAGACGCAGCGCGAGCGUGCGGCGAUCCUUGAGGCCGUGCAGGCGUGCGAGUGGAAUCGCGAAGACGACCCCGUUGCUGUCUUCGUGCAGGACGGUGCGGUCGUGGAACAUGACUUCAGACAGGGGCCUUGCCAUGUUCCAGUGGCGUUCACGUUCCGCAACCUCUCGCGCACACACCCUGCCCGGGUAACGCUCAAACUGGCUGAGAACCCAGAGGGUGAACCUUCGAGCGACCUCCUCCCCCCUCCAUAUGCCGGCCGCCUAACGUUCCGCAAGAUCCUCGAACCCUCGGAAACAUAUACCGCACACGCAAAACUAUGGGCGACUCGGCCAGGAGCCUAUGCGCUCGACUCGUGGACGGCCGAGACCGAGGUCGGCGAGCCUCCUCUACCUGCACCAGAACCUCCAAGUGCAGAGUCCAAACCGGCCGCGUGGCGGUCAAGGCAGAUGCAGUACCUGCAGCGCCCGCGGGCGGGCGAGCGGCCGUGUGUCGCGGUCGUCGAUGUUGGGCGGCUCGCGUAA
Trametes versicolor FP-101664 SS1 is the source of this 4149-nucleotide messenger RNA. RefSeq lists its product as uncharacterized. NCBI's taxonomy places the organism in Eukaryota, Fungi, Basidiomycota, Agaricomycetes, Polyporales, Polyporaceae. Gene Ontology annotation, cellular component: cytoplasmic vesicle; phagophore assembly site; TRAPPIII protein complex. Gene Ontology annotation, biological process: protein localization to phagophore assembly site; endoplasmic reticulum to Golgi vesicle-mediated transport. Bases 1 to 4149 code for a protein of 1382 amino acids. The transcript is spliced from 19 exons. The record is from RefSeq and is a predicted model, not a curated record.